AUGCAAAAGGUUGAUUGUCUUAUUGUGGGUGGUGGUAUUUUAGGUGUAGCUGUUGCUCGACAUCUACAAUCAACAUUUUCACAUUUGAAAUGUUUAUUAGUCGAAAAAGAGAAUAUAUUAGCUAAACAUCAAACAGGUCAUAAUUCAGGUGUAAUUCAUGCUGGAAUUUAUUAUAAAACUGGCUCAUUAAAAGCAAAUCUUUGUAUUGAAGGUUUAAAAAGAAUCUAUGAAUAUUGUGAUGCUAAUCAUUUACCAUAUAAAAAAUGUGGAAAAUUAAUUGUUGCUGUUGAACGUGAUCAAUUAGGACGUCUUGAUAAUUUAUAUCGACAAGCAACAGAAAAUGGUGUUCAAGAUAUUAAAAUGCUUGAUUCAAAACAAAUUAGAGAAAUUGAACCUAAUUGUCGAGGUAUUCGAGCAUUACAUAGUCCACAUACAGGUAUUGUUGAUUAUGGUUUAUUAUGUCGACAUUUCGGUAAAACUUUUGAACAACUUGGUGGACGCAUUGUUCUUAAUUUUGAAGCAGAAAAAUUUCUUUCAUCUGGUGAUGCUUCUUAUCCAAUUCUUGUUAAAAGUAAAACAAAUUCAGCUAUUUUAAGUCGUUAUGUAAUAACUUGUGGUGGAUUACAAGCUGAUAAACUUGCUAUAGCUUGUGGAGGUUCAAAACAUCCCACUAUUGUACCAUUUCGUGGAGAUUAUCUUAAAUUAAAAAAUCCUAAUAAAGAUACAUUAAAAGUUAAUGGUAAUAUUUAUCCAGUUCCUGAUCCGAGAUUUCCUUUUCUUGGUGUUCAUUUCACUCCAAGAAUGGAUGGUUCAGUUUGGCUUGGUCCUAAUGCGGUACUUUCUAUGAAACGUGAAGGAUACGGUCUGUUUGAUUUCAAUAUUCGAGAUACAAUCGAUCAUGCAUUGAAUAGUGGUCUUCGUAAUCUUGCUUGGAAACAUAUGAGUUAUGGCUUUAGUGAAAUGCGUCGUGCUUAUUCACUAUCGGCUACGGUGAGAGAAUUGCAAAAAUUUGUACCGGCUCUCACUGUUAAAGAUGUUGAAAGAGGUCCAAGUGGUGUUCGAGCACAAGCUUUAUCAGCAGAUGGAAAUCUUGUUGAAGAUUUUAUCUUUGAGACAGUUAACACUGGUCAUUUAAAAAAUCUGAUUUUACAUGUACGAAAUGCGCCAAGUCCUGCAGCAACAUCAUCAUUACCGAUUGCUGAUAUGAUUGUAGCCAAAGCAAAAGAAUGCUUCAAUCUUUAA
This is a messenger RNA of Rotaria sp. Silwood1, 1242 nucleotides long. NCBI's taxonomy places the organism in Eukaryota, Metazoa, Rotifera, Eurotatoria, Philodinida, Philodinidae. The record is from the annotation of a GenBank genome assembly.